Molecule: messenger RNA, 102 nt
Organism: Linum tenue
Lineage: Eukaryota; Viridiplantae; Streptophyta; Magnoliopsida; Malpighiales; Linaceae
Source: the annotation of a GenBank genome assembly
AUGUAUGCAGCUCCGAGCCUCGUCACUAUCCUCGCAUACUUCCUGCCUCUCCUGGCUUCCACAACUGUGUUUCUGAUCUUCAUCACGACCUUCCGAGACUGA